Messenger RNA from Aspergillus glaucus CBS 516.65, 723 nucleotides. RefSeq names its product NADH dehydrogenase [ubiquinone] 1 beta subcomplex subunit 7. The transcript has 3 exons. Lineage: Eukaryota; Fungi; Ascomycota; Eurotiomycetes; Eurotiales; Aspergillaceae. Bases 58 to 339 code for a protein of 93 amino acids. Gene Ontology annotation, cellular component: mitochondrion. The record is from RefSeq and is a predicted model, not a curated record.
CCAAAUACAGACGCCCCCUCCGAACCCUGCUUGAUCUGCACCGCUGUCCUGCCCAAGAUGACUGUUACUGAGACGAUCAAGAACACCGUUGGCCUUGGGGACGGCACUGCUGCCUCCCGGCAAGAAAUGUCCGACGCCCGUCUCCCCCUCCAGUACCGUGACUCGUGUGCGAACCUCCUGAUCCCAUUGAACCGAUGCCGACAGGCGGAAUACUACCUUCCCUGGAAGUGCGAGGACGAGCGCCACAGCUACGAAAAGUGCCAGUAUGAGGAAUUCAAGAAGCGUGUCGCCAAGAUGGACGAACUCCGUGCGGCCAAGGAUGGUGCCCGGAGCAAUUGAGAUAGUUGCAGGCGCAUAUGGCGGAAUCGUUCGAGACAAAGCAAAAGCAGCGGGUUAUGUACAUAGCGAUUGUGGAACUGCAUUUCCAUUCACACACAGAAUCUGGCGUUGGGAAUCCUUUGAGACGAUAUGCCGAUACCAUCCCAUUGAAUUCCUGGGCCCAAUUGGUUCUCAGCCUCGUCUGUAGUAUCUGAUGAUAUAUCCUGUCGGCGUGAGGCAGUAUUGCUCCGUGUUCAUAGGUAGUUCAGAUGGCGAGGCUCCCGGGAGAUCUCCGUGGGGACCAGGCGAACCAGCUGCCUUGUAUUACGAAGUGACAGAAAAAGGUAGGACCGGGAAUUUUGCUCUCUUUCUCCUUCUCUGUUUUCCUUCUCGUCUAUUCUUUCC